CGUAGAGGAAGUGACGCGAGGGGGACCCGGGAGCAGCGGCGAGAGAGCGACAGCGGGGCCGCCGGAGGAGCCGCGGGGUCUCCCAGCCGAGACCCUCGAGCCGACGCAGCCGCGCGGGCGGUCGGACCCCCGAGGUCGCCGGGCCGGAGGCAUGGCCACCACAUUGGAUUUGAAAUCCAAGGAAGAGAAGGAUGCAGAGUUGGACAAACGGAUCGAGGCCCUUCGGAAGAAGAAUGCAGCCUUGAUCCGGCGUUACCAGGAGAUUGAGGAGGACCGGAAGAAGGCUGAAUCAGAGGGGGUGGCUGUGACAGGGCCCCGGAAGGGGCGCCCUGCCGAGAAGGAGAAUGUUGCUGUGGACAUGGAGAAGAGUAUGGGCUCAGGCCGCCGGCCACCUGCCCCUGCCCGAACCCAGGGCAGCACAGGGAAGGGGGGCCGCAAUGCCCCACAGCGAGGAGGCCGGGCUGGUCUGGGUAGGGGGUCCAGGUUCUGGGAAGAAGAAGUGGUGAUUUAUGUGGAACCACCACCAGCACGAAGCGGAGGAGGUCGGGGCCGUCGAGGCCGGGGCAGAGGAGGGGCAGCUUACCCUUCUGGGACCAGCAUGGCAGCAGGGGAUGCCCCAGCCCCAGACAGGAGAUCCAAGGAGUGGGAAGAGCGACGUCGCCAGAACAUUGAGAAGAUGAAUGAAGAGAUGGAGAAGAUAGCCGAGUAUGAAAGAAAUCAGCGGGAUGGACUGCCUGAGAAGAACCCUGUCCGGAAUUUCCUGGAUGAUCCUCGUCGCAGCGGACCUCUACAGGAAUCAGAGCGGGACCGUCGAGAAGGAAGCAGGCGCCAUGGGCGGAAUUGGGGUGGUGCUGACUUUGAACGAGUUCGCAGUGGCCUGGAGCAGGAGCGUUAUGGUCGUCGGGCAGGACCUGGUGGGGACAUGACACUGUCCAUGACGGGCCGGGAGCGGGCUGAAUACUUGCGAUGGAAGCAGGAGCGUGAACGCAUUGACCAAGAGAGGUUGCAGCGGCAUCGGAAACCCACGGGCCAGUGGCGCAGGGAGUGGGAUGCUGAGAAGACAGAGGGCAUGUUCAAGGAUGGCCCUAGCUCAGCCUCAGAGACACCAACACAUCAUGAUGAGGGCAGUAGCCGACCCCCCAAGCCCCCAACCUUUGGUGACUUCUUGUCCCAACACAAGACAGUGUCCGGCAACCGUAGGAGAAGAAAGACAAGCCGUCCCCGGGUCAAGGGACCACCUCGGGGCUAUAGCCACCAUGAUGACCGAUGGGAGCCCAAGGAAGAGGAAUUGCCUGCUGCCCCCCAGGAGAAGCCUCCAGUCUCAGAGCCACAGACUCAGACCCCUAGUGCAGCCCCAGAGCCCCCAGCUCCAGAUGAAGCCCCAACUACUGCUGAUACUGCCGAUGAAGAUGAGGACCAGUGGGAGGAUGUGAGUGGUGAGGAUGAGGAAGAGGAUGAUGAGGAAGAAGAUGGGGACUCUGGGGAGGAAGAAGAAGAGGAAGAGGAAGAAGAGGAGGAGGAAGAGGAUCAGCAGCAAGCAGGUGCUGGUGGCUCAGGGCAGGCCCCAGGACCUAAGCAGGGGAGUCCUGCCCCAGAGGUCCCAGCCCCGGCAUCCCCGGCCAGCCCCUUCUCACCCUCUGGCGGAGGCCACCAGCCAGUGUCUGACUGGGGAGAGGAGAUGGAGCAGAACUCCCCCCGAGCUGCCCUCCCUGAUCCGGGCUCCAGCCCUGGUUCCACACCCCCAAGGGAGGGGAAGUGACUGGCCAGCAGGGUGCAUGACCUCAGCCAAGAGAUCCAGCUCCAAUUCACGUUGACCCAUUCCCCGAUGUAGAGUUGGAGGCUAGAAGGUUUCUCUUAGGGCUAAUUAGGUCCUUGUACAAGAUGGGUGUGGGUGGGAGGGAUCACUUCUCCAGAUCAUUCCGUCCUGUUCCCUCUCCACAGUCCCCAUGGUCAAGUUCUGGAUCACUCAGCCCAGUUGCUGCGGGGGAGAUUGAGGGAGAGUGGGGGAGGGGAAGGGGUUGGUGCCCUUAGGGAGUGGGGGUGGUGGAUUCAUCCCUUCCUGGUGCAGGUCACUUUCCCUAAUGCUUGGAUCCCCUGCCCGUGUGGUAUGGAAGGUUAGGCUCCCAUCCCUUUCCUUCUUCCUGUGUCCCCCUCCCCAAACCUUAAUAAAGGAGCCGAUUGUAAAUAAA
Trichosurus vulpecula (common brushtail) is the source of this 2189-nucleotide messenger RNA. RefSeq names its product coiled-coil domain containing 9 (gene CCDC9). Lineage: Eukaryota; Metazoa; Chordata; Mammalia; Diprotodontia; Phalangeridae. The coding region runs from base 152 to 1759 and encodes 535 amino acids. The record is from RefSeq and is a predicted model, not a curated record. The transcript has 12 exons.